Molecule: messenger RNA, 1660 nt
Organism: Aethina tumida (small hive beetle)
Lineage: Eukaryota; Metazoa; Arthropoda; Insecta; Coleoptera; Nitidulidae
Product: facilitated trehalose transporter Tret1-like
Exons: 4
Coding region: 227-1621 (464 amino acids)
Biological process (GO): transmembrane transport
Cellular component (GO): membrane
Molecular function (GO): transmembrane transporter activity
Source: RefSeq, a predicted model, not a curated record
AAUAAUUUGUGUAAUUAAAAUUGUUCCAAGGACGUUGAUAAUCUUAAACUGUUAAAAAUAAAUGAUGUGGGCAAACAAAUUUAGAAAACACGUGUUGUCUAAUCCACAUGUAAAUGUUAAAUAAUCUUAAUGUUAAUCAUUCGUAAUGAUAUCAUGUGCAUUACAACAAUAAAUCAGUCUUUAUUGGGGGGUCGUGUCAAACAUUAAUCAAAUCAAAUUACAAAAAAUGGGGGAAGUUAAGAAACAAUGGGUCCCACCAAGAAUCAGACAAUGUUUCGUGGCCAUGGGUCCAGUACUGAUAACCACCAGCCUCGGAAUGUCGGAAGGCUACUCCUCGAUCCUCCUCCCCCAACUGGCGGCCACCAACUUCGUACCAACCGAUGAAUCCACCUCGUCGUGGAUCGCAGCCAUGGGCGCCCUUCCAAUGCCCUUAGGCUGCAUACUGGGAGGCUAUCUGAUGGAGGUGAUAGGCAGAAAGACCAUCCACAUGGCCGCCUGCCUUCCCUGCACCUUUGGCUGGCUGGCCAUCUGUUUCGCUUACAAUUUGGAGCUGAUACUGUUCGGCAGGUUCCUGACCGGACUGUCGGUGGGGCUCCUGGGCCCCCCCACCGGGGUCUACAUGAGUGAGACCUCCGAACCGAAGUUUAGGGGGUUUUUGUUGGCCUUCAUUUCGUUUGCCAUUGCCUUUGGGAUUUUCCUGUCGCAUUUACUCGGCACUUUCUGGACGUGGCAAAGUACCGCCUUGUUCAGCAGUUUCUUUCCGAUUAUUUGUUUGGUGUUCAUGUAUUUUGCUCCGGAGUCGCCGACGUUUUUGGCCAAAAAGGGGAAGAUCGAGGAGGCCACCAAAGCCUUCUAUUGGUGCAGAGGUUACUCCGAAGAGGCGCAAGACGAACUUGACGAAGUAAUACGUCGACAAACUAAAAUAUCCAACGAACCGACCAAAUCCUUAAAAGAAACGUUGGUGGACCUCAAAAAACCUGAAUUCAUCAAACCGUUGAUAAUAUUAAUCGUGUUCUUUUGUACCAUGCAAUGGUCAGGCAACAAUGCCAUGUCUUUCUACUCCGUUUCGAUAAUGAGGGACACAAUUGGGGGAAACAUGGAUGAGUACCUCUCAAUGUUAAUAGUAGACACCAUAAGGUUGUUGAGUUCAAUUCUGGCAUGUUGGGUGAGCAAAGUAAUGGGCAGAAGGCCGUUAAUGAUUGUCAGCGGUUUUGGCACCUCCAUCUCGUUAUUCGUGCUCGCCGGCUUCAGUUUCACCACCCAGUUUUAUCCUGAAGUCAGCACUUAUGUUGCCAUACCAUUAACUGCCAUGGUUACCUAUAUGACUUUCUUAACAGUGGGUCUUGUGCCACUUCCUUGGACAAUGAUGGGUGAAGUUUUUCCAUUAGCAAACAGAGGAAUUGGUUCAGCAAUUUCUUCCAUGGUUAACUAUGGCAUGAUCUUCGUGGUUGUCAAGCUAACGCCUGGAAUGUUUCUAAACUUGGGCACCCAUGGAACAUUUUUCACCUACGGAAUAUGCACGUGUUUAGGGAUAAUUUUAUUAAUAUUUUUCUUACCGGAAACCAAAGAUAAACCUUUACAUGUGAUUGAAGACCACUUCAAAUCGAAACCAAAGCACUAACACUUGUUAAUUUAAUUUAUUACUUUAAUAAAACAAAAU